UUCAUAGUCACUUCCCAUCCACCUGCAAACGCUUUUCAGUGGCUGUGCAGUAUGCAAGCCAUGAGAAAGCCCCUCCGUGCCCGCGCACGAGUUCCCACGGCUGCGGCCGCGCGGGGAGGGAUCCGCGUACGCGGACUGAGCACCUGCCGGGCGGCUCCUGGCAUUGACUACCGAAAGCUGGCGGUGGAAGUGAUCCGCGACUCCACGGAGGACGAGCGCCAGUGGAUGACUUUGAUGAACACCCCAUCGGUGGCCAGCUAUGCCCGGAAGGCCGUCAUCGCCAAGGCCAAGCGUGACCCCAACUUUGCCAAGCAGAUCGCCUUGGCAGCGGUCACUGGUGCACUGGCCACCCCCAAGCUGUCGACGACGUCGCUACCAGCGGAGCUGCGGGCGAGUAGCGCGCUGCCCACGUGUCCGCCCGCUUUGGCAGAGCCGCGGACGCCGUCCAUCUUCGAUGAGGAGGAGUCGGACUCGCCACCGCGGAAGGUCCGGCGACGGCUCACCUAUAAGCAGGGCUAUGACGCCAAGAGCGCGCUCAUCGGGGAAUCCGCUUUGGGCUGCUUGAGCUUCGACCUGGCUGCCCACCUCUUGAGCUUCGUGGACCUCAUCACGAAGAUCUCCGCCCUCAACUGUUCCAGCGGCCUGCGCGAGGUCCUGCAGCACCGGAGCGCUUGGGAUCCCCUUCGGAUCAGUAAGCCCAUCGGUCGAGGACUGCUGCGGCGCUUGAAACAGAAGGAUCCCUUGGGCUACUUCACGGAGGAACGUGUCAGGGCCAAGAGGAGCUUCCCCAGAGGCUUCUUCGACAUCUCCCAGCUGGAGAUCGUCUUGAUGGACCCUGAACGGGUAGAGAUGCCGCAGAGUGAUACGGAGGAUGAAGCUCCCAAACCCUUGCUCUUGACCUUGAUUCCAGAUCCUUUGGAUGAGAUGCUGAAGCGCUUAAAGCACUACUUCACCAAAGUAUGUGAUCUCACCAUUCGGAACAUCGAGGAUUAUCGCAUGGACUAUCGCUUUGUGGAGCUUCGGUGCAGCGAGCUGGAACACUUCCCCAAGAUCGAGCUACGGCACGUGGACUCCACCUACCACCUCCAUGCCUCACGUCAUCAUCAGCCACCGGAGGUGGAUCUGGCACGCGCCCGGGCCAUGAAUGUGGCGCGCAUUCCCACUGGAGCCGCUCCUCUGAGUAGAACGCGGUGAGUCAGGGGCCUUGAUUGUGAAGGAAGGAACAGAUUCCAAGCAUGUCCAACGCGUGCUGCAUGGCAAUGAAGGACACAUUCUGAGUCCUUUGGCAGAUUUCUUUUGAACUGUAGGGAUUCAAAUCAGCAAAAAGAAACCCAGAGCUGGUGGGAUCAGCCAAGAACAGGUCGAUUUAAUGCCGUUCUUCGGCACAGGUUCACUCACCAGUUUGGCAAAUUUGUGGAUCAUAUACGAUUCACCUUGUGAGGAGCUUACAUGAUGUAUAAUCGUUUUGAGAUGGGCUGCGUGAUUCUGGGAUGAUGUAGUUGAGGGAAGACAAUUUGUUUAUGAUGAGGUUCUCAAUGAAGGUCUUGGCCAUUUCCAAAUAACCGUGUUGUUGUGCUUUUCUGGGAAAGCUUCCCAGGACCUUUGCCAGUGACCUAACUUGAGAUCCUUUGAAGUGAGGUCACCUAGUAGGUCACUUGUUGAUCCUGAAGUUCGGUCACUAGCGUUCGCACGGAACGGAAUGCCGCCCGGCUCAGGAAACAGAGAAGGCUGUGUCUUCAAGCUGAAACGUUCAGUUACGUUUCGCCAUCAAAUGAGAACAGUCCAGCCUCAAAGCAAACGCGCUCGCCGACCUCGGCGGCGUCGCGACGUUCGCAGACGUUCCGCUGGUGAAGGCGGUUGAAACACUGCAGGUGGAGAUCCUGAACACGAGCCUCACUGAGAGAGAGGCUCUCUUCCUGCAGGAGCACUUGAGUGCCUUCAAGAACGGCACGGACUUCUGCCUUAGCCACUCCAUCUAUCGUUAUGUGCCCAGCCACACGGUACGGAAGAAGUACAAGACCGUGGUGGAACACUUGCGGCGCCGCUUCCCCGCCUGCUUCGGGGACCGGGAGGAGUGCCAAAGCACUCCGCUGCGGUGAGGUGAGCCUGUUGAGUGACCAGUGAAGCAGUGUGGAGAAGCCAAAACAGGUCAAGAGGUCUGGUCCAGGUCGUUCUGAAAUUGUCC
Durusdinium trenchii is the source of this 2185-nucleotide messenger RNA. The record is from the annotation of a GenBank genome assembly. NCBI's taxonomy places the organism in Eukaryota, Dinophyceae, Suessiales, Symbiodiniaceae.